Neurospora hispaniola is the source of this 1446-nucleotide messenger RNA. Its product is annotated as ammonium transporter AmtB-like domain-containing protein. The coding region runs from base 1 to 1446 and encodes 481 amino acids. Lineage: Eukaryota; Fungi; Ascomycota; Sordariomycetes; Sordariales; Sordariaceae. The transcript is spliced from 4 exons. Gene Ontology annotation, cellular component: plasma membrane. Gene Ontology annotation, biological process: ammonium transmembrane transport. The record is from RefSeq and is a predicted model, not a curated record. Gene Ontology annotation, molecular function: ammonium channel activity.
AUGUCGUCCGGCCCCGUUGAAACGUACGAGGGGGUUGCCGGUGUCGCCAACAAUGGAGGCAACCCCCUUCUCGAAGACCUCAACCGAUAUUAUUCUGCCGGAGAUUUCGGAUGGAUCAUGACAUGUACAGCCCUCGUGCUGCUCAUGGUUCCCGGUGUCGGUUUCUUCUACAGCGGUCUUGCACGAAGAAAGUCAGCCUUGGCCCUCAUUUGGCUUUCCCUUAUGUCGAUAGCCAUCGUAGGGUUUCAAUGGUUCUUCUGGGGUUACUCACUCGCCUUCUCCCACACCGGAAGCGCCUACAUCGGCAACCUCUCCAAUUUUGGUCUCAUGAAGACCCUCGCCCAGCCAAGCGUUGGCAGCGGCAAGAUCCCCGACCUUCUUUUCUGCCUCUAUCAGGGCAUGUUCGCUGCCAUCACUCCCGCUCUUGCUAUUGGCGCGUGCGCUGAUCGCGGCCGUAUGCUUCCCGCCCUGGUCUUCAUGUUCAUCUGGACCACCAUUGUCUACGACCCCAUCGCCUACUGGACCUGGAAUGGCAAUGGCUGGUCCUUCAAGAUGGGCGGACUUGACUUUGCGGGCGGCACCCCCGUGCACAUCAGCUCCGGUGCCGCCGCCCUCGCCUACUCGCUCAUGCUCGGCAAGCGCAACGGCUACAACAAGGUCAACGGCCUGCCCUAUCGCCCCCACAAUGUCACCCACGUCGUUCUAGGCACCGUGUUCCUCUGGGUCGGCUGGUUCGGUUUUAACGGCGGUAGCGCCCUGGCCGCCAACCUGCGCGCCGUCAUGGCCUGCAUCGUCACUCACAUUGCUGCCUGCGUCGGUGGCUUGACUUGGGUCUUGCUCGAUUACCGGCUGGAGAGGAAGUGGAGCACCGUCGGCUUCUGCUCCGGUGCCAUUGCUGGUCUUGUCGCCAUCACCCCUGCUGCGGGUUACGUCCCUCCCUGGUCGGCUUUCAUCUUUGGUGUUGUCGGCGGUAUCAGCUGCAACUUUGCUACUAAGCUCAAGUUCCUUCUGGGUAUUGAUGAGGCGCUCGAUGUGUUUGCUGAGCACGGUGUUGGAGGUAUUGUCGGCAACUUGUUGACUGGUAUCUUUGCUGCUGACUACAUUGCCGCUCUCGACGGUGUCUCCAUCGGCGACUCAGCCAUCGCCGGCGGCUGGGUCAACCACCACUACAUCCAGCUCGCCUACCAGCUCGCCGACAGCGUCGCCGGCUUUUCUUACUCCUUCGUCAUGACCUGCGUCAUCCUCUUCCUCCUCAACCUCGUUCCCGGCCUCUCGCUCCGUGUCGACCACCACCAGGAGGAGAUUGGCCUCGACGACGACCAGCUUGGCGAGUUCGCGUACGAUUAUGUGGAGGUCACUCGCAGCUUGGAUGUUAUUCCUGGAUUGACUGCCCCCAACAGCACAGCUGGUAGCAUCAGCGGGAGGGACCCUGAGAAGCAGGUCUAA